UUUUAUUCUUUUGGGGUUGGGGCCGGGGGUGUGUGUUUUGGCCAUGUGCUGAUGGGGUGAGUGAGUGCCAACUGCCAAGAUCUGGUUGUUGUGGCGGAUGAGACCACCCUUGUUACUUAUUCAGCAGCUACGUGUUGUUGUUUAAUAACUCUGCAACUUUCAAAUGGCAUUACACAGAAACCCUAAGCUCAGAACCAAGUCCAGAUCAUCCUCUGUUAUCUUGCUUCUCGCCUCCAUAGCUGCCAUUGCGCUUCUCUUCCUCUUUGCGUCGCUAAUUUCCACCAAUGGCUUCUCCAUAUCAUUUACGAAGACCACCUCUGAAAACUAUCCCAAUUUCAACUCUCGCUACGAGAACAGCCUCACCGGCCACGAGAAGUACUUGUAUUGGGGUAGCAGAAUCGAUUGCCCUGGAAAACACUGCGAUUCCUGUGAGGGUUUGGGCCACCAGGAGUCCAGCCUCAGGUGCGCCCUUGAAGAGGCCAUGUUUCUUCAGAGAACUUUUGUAAUGCCUUCCAGAAUGUGUAUUAAUCCCAUACACAAUAAGAAAGGGAUACUUCAUCACUCUGAUAAUGCAAGUUCAGAGGAAAGGUGGGCACCAAGCUCUUGUUCUUUGGAUUCUUUGUAUGAUAUCGACCUCAUAUCUGACACUAUACCAGUAAUUUUAGACAAUUCAAAGCUGUGGUAUCGAGUCCUAUUAACAAGUAUGAAGUUGGGAGCUAGAGGAGUUGCUCAUGUAGAAGGAGUUACUCGAUAUGAUCUCAAAGAGAACAGUAAAUAUGCAAACCUUCUACUCAUCAACAGAACUGCAAGCCCUCUUUCAUGGUUUAUGGAGUGCAAGGAUCGAAACAAUCGUAGUGCCAUAGCAUUGCCGUAUUCGUUCCUCCCCUCUAUGGCAGCAAAGAAACUGAGGGAUACAGCAGACAAGCAGAUUAAGGCACUUCUUGGUGAUUAUGAUGCAAUCCAUGUUCGUCGAGGUGAUAAGAUAAAGACUAGGAAAGACAGAUUUGGGGUUGAAAGAAGCCUGCAUCCUCAUCUGGACAGGGAUACAAGGGCAGAAUUUAUUCUUCGAAGGAUUGAAAAAUGGGUCCCACCUGGACGAACCAUUUUUAUUGCGUCAAACGAGAGGACUCCAGGAUUUUUUUCACCCCUCUCUGUCAGGUACAAAGUGGCAUAUUCAUCAAACUAUAGUAGGAUCCUGGAUCCUGUGAUUGAGAACAAUUACGAGCUGUUCAUGGUCGAGAGGCUUAUCAUGAUGGGUGCCAAAACAUUCAUUAAAACAUUCAAGGAAGCUGAUACAGAUGUGAGUCUAACAGAUGAUCCAAAAAAGAACACCAAGGUAUGGAAACAACCAGUCUAUACCUUGGAUGAAGAGGAAGGGUGAUAUUACUUACAUAAAAAAGUUUUCCAAAUUUUCUACGACUGCGCUGAAUUCAGUACAGUUCCUUUGGAAGCCCACAUAAUGCAAGAGAUUGAGAUCCUUACGCGGCAGGAAAGAAAGCUUGCGUUUUGGGUAGUCGAUAUUUUGAGGAAAGAGAGGCUGAAUACUUUUUGUGAAUGCUGUACAUUGUGGUGUAGAUUAUAUAACAGGGGGUUGAGAGCGGAUCACUUUGUCAUAUUUAUCUAAAAGAUAGAUGAGUUCGUUAUCGUAUUUGUUAUUAUUAUUAUUAUUACUAUUAUUUUCUUGAUCAAUCUGUAUUGGGAGUCUUGAUUAUAGAAAGGCGGUAAAAUUCUUUUAAAUUUGUGGAUU
This is a messenger RNA of Ziziphus jujuba (common jujube), 1747 nucleotides long. RefSeq lists its product as uncharacterized. The coding region runs from base 164 to 1381 and encodes 405 amino acids. The transcript is spliced from 6 exons. Gene Ontology annotation, cellular component: Golgi apparatus. Lineage: Eukaryota; Viridiplantae; Streptophyta; Magnoliopsida; Rosales; Rhamnaceae. The record is from RefSeq and is a predicted model, not a curated record.